Messenger RNA from Leptopilina heterotoma, 1025 nucleotides. RefSeq lists its product as uncharacterized. The coding region runs from base 40 to 687 and encodes 215 amino acids. The record is from RefSeq and is a predicted model, not a curated record. The transcript has 3 exons. Lineage: Eukaryota; Metazoa; Arthropoda; Insecta; Hymenoptera; Figitidae.
UAUAGAAAGAAAGGAAAGAAUUCAAUAUCAUUCACUAUUAUGACAAAUUGGUUGAUCUCGCUUUUCUCUACGUAUAUAACAUUCUGGAGUUUGUGUUCAGGAUCGGAAAUCACUGAGAAAUAUGAUAUCGGUCAUCUUCUCAGGAAUAAAAGGCAUUUGCUCUUUCCGAACCCCCAAGGCAGUGAAACAAAAGUUCAAGUACUUUUUGGAUUGGGUUUGCCGAUGGAGGGUGAGGUAUCCAUGACUCUCGGUUACGUGUUGAAGUGCAACUACAACCUACCAUACAAUUCAUCCAUCUACGAAAAAGAAGAAUUUCGAUACGAAAAAUCGGCAGAUGUAGUAUUUUCAGAGCCAAGAAACGUGAAAGCAACUCAAGGUAAAUUAUCAAGAUGGAAUUUUUACCGAAUAUUGGAGAGAGCAUUUCAAACUUUUGGAUCAGGAAAGGCAUGUCUGUUGCGUAUGGUUUGUGAAGCUGCUGAAACACCUUUCAAAGAAGGACACGGGCUUUUAGGAGAACUUGUACACGUUCUCUUUACGCCAUCGACAACUUUCGAGGAAUACGAAGUUUAUUCGGAUCGCGAAUAUCACGCAGCGGAACUCAUAGGAUAUGCCACGAAUGGAAUGUGUAAAUCACUCUAUUCAGAGUGCAUCGUCAGUCCUUUGGAUUAUUUUUCAAGCAAAAGAUAAACUUCUCAAAUUGAAAAUUGAAACUAAUUCAAGCCACAACUUUUUUCUUUUCCUCUCUUUCUCAUUCUCUCUCUUGCUCUUGCGUCGAAAACUCGAAAUUUAAUUAAACAACGAUAAAAGAGCACUUUCUCCAUGCAAAUUGGUUAUUGACAAGCUGCAGAGAAAGUUUUAAUUGGAUUCACUGCUUCGCUGAUUUCUUCAUUAUAUUAAGCACACAAUGAUUAUGCAUAGUCCCCCCCCCUUCUCACCCAGUGUAGAAAUUUCUGUUAAAGUCCCUGAUAAUAAUAGGGUUUUUAUUUAAUGCGUAACAGUUUUUCAACAAUAAAAAUAUAUUGUGG